UUUGUUUUAUCAGAAACAAUAAUUAAAUGUUACUUUUUAUUUGCGAUAAGUAUACGAUUGCUAUACAGUUAUCUCUCAAAAUUAAUCAGUUCAAAUAAAAAACAUCUAUAUGAGGAUCUGUAAUAAACAUUACUAUUUUUUUGUAUACUUGCCAGUAAGAUGAUUAGACAUGGAAUAAGAAGUUUAAAGCAAGUGGCGCCUAGCAUUAGGUCUAUGUCCAGUCAAGCAAACCUAACAAGCUUGAACGCUGACAAUGACGGUGUUGCUGUUCUAACGCUACAAAGACCCCCUGUUAACAGUCUCAAUCUGGAUUUACUGCAAGAAAUAAGUAAAUCGCUGGAUGAAGUAAGCAAAAAUAAAUUCAGAGCAUUGAUUCUGACUUCUGCGUCACCCACAGUAUUUUCAGCUGGUCUAGAUAUUAUGGAGAUGUAUAAACCUGAUAUGAAGAGAGCCGAACUCUUCUGGACAACAUUGCAAGAGGUGUGGUUGAAACUGUUUGAAUCCAGCUGUAUAACAGCUGCUGCAGUUAAUGGUCAUGCGCCAGCCGGUGGAUGUUUAUUAGCAACAUCGUGCGAAUACCGCGCCAUGGUGAGCGGUAAAUACACGAUAGGGCUAAACGAAACGGCCGUGGGUAUUAUUGCACCAACCUGGUUUAUGGGUACAAUUUGUAAUAUUGUGUCUACGAGACAAGCUGAAAUGGCGCUUACUACGGGCAAAUUAUUCACUGUUGAUGAGGCCUUAAAGGUCGGUAUAAUCGAUGAUGUUGCAACUGAUAAAGAAGACGCGAUAAAUAAAUGCAAAGAAUUUAUAAAGAAGUUCGACAAAAUUCCGUUAUUAGCGAGAGCGAUUACAAAACAAAGAUUCAGAGCUAGUACAACCCAGUGGUUAAAGGAUAAUAGGAAAGCAGAUGUCGCAGAAUUUAUAGGUUUCCUUAGUAAUCCUGAAAUACAGCAAUCGUUGGAAAUUUACAUCCAGUCCUUAAAAAAGAGAGCUAAAUAAAUCUUACUUU
Zerene cesonia (dogface butterfly) is the source of this 1009-nucleotide messenger RNA. RefSeq names its product enoyl-CoA delta isomerase 1, mitochondrial-like. The transcript has 4 exons. Gene Ontology annotation, biological process: fatty acid beta-oxidation. Gene Ontology annotation, cellular component: mitochondrion. The coding region runs from base 160 to 999 and encodes 279 amino acids. NCBI's taxonomy places the organism in Eukaryota, Metazoa, Arthropoda, Insecta, Lepidoptera, Pieridae. Gene Ontology annotation, molecular function: enoyl-CoA hydratase activity. The record is from RefSeq and is a predicted model, not a curated record.